Molecule: messenger RNA, 423 nt
Organism: Telopea speciosissima
Lineage: Eukaryota; Viridiplantae; Streptophyta; Magnoliopsida; Proteales; Proteaceae
Product: secreted RxLR effector protein 161-like
Exons: 2
Coding region: 1-423 (140 amino acids)
Source: RefSeq, a predicted model, not a curated record
AUGAGUUAUACUAGACCAGACAUAGCCUUUACGGUAGGCAUACUGAGUCGAUUCACUAGUAAUCUUGACAAAGAGCAUUGGGAUGCUCUGACGAGGCUUAUGAGAUACCUUAAGGGUACUCUAAGGUAUGUCUUACACUAUACUGGACAUCCUCCAAUUUUAGAAAUAUAUUCUGAUGCAUUGUGGUGCUCAAAUUUGGGAGACAGUAAAUGUACCAGUGGAUAUGUAUUUACAAUGGGUGGAGCAACUGUUGCAUGGAAAUCCAAGAGACAGAAUUGUAUUGUUCUGUCAUCUAUGAAAUCGGAACUUGUUGCUCUAGCUUCUGCAGGAGAUGAAGUAGAGUGGAUCAAAGAUCUGGAUGACGAAGAUGGAGGAGAACGUUUAAAUAUGGAACUCGAUGAUGAUGACUUACUUGAUGAGUAA